Cyprinus carpio (common carp) is the source of this 4933-nucleotide messenger RNA. RefSeq names its product sperm antigen with calponin homology and coiled-coil domains 1-like b. Gene Ontology annotation, cellular component: microtubule organizing center; filamentous actin. Gene Ontology annotation, biological process: actin cytoskeleton organization. The record is from RefSeq and is a predicted model, not a curated record. NCBI's taxonomy places the organism in Eukaryota, Metazoa, Chordata, Actinopteri, Cypriniformes, Cyprinidae. Gene Ontology annotation, molecular function: protein binding.
UCAUCUUCAGAAUACUCCUGAGUGAUUAAUGACAAAAAUUUCAUUUUGGGGUGGAGUAUCCCUUUAAAUAUCAGGACUGUGAGUUGUGGUCUGCAGUUGGGUGUGGUGCUUUUUGUUUUGACUCCUGUUCAAGCAUAUCAACUUAAAAGGCUAGCGGGAAAAAUAGGGGUGUUCAGGCUUGUGUCUGUCUGGGCAUGCCUCAUCUGUUUGCCAUCAAAGUAUCCAAAUCGCCAUAGUUUCAAUGUGCAAAGAGAGACCACAUAAGGGCAAGAAAAAGGUCAGAGUUCACUAGCUGCAUGAGCAUCGCUGUGAAGUCCUGGUUUUUGAUUUCUAGUAGUUACAUCAACAUCUCAGCACACUUAUACUUGCACAGAUCUCUCUUCAAGACUUCUUCUUAUAAUACGAUUUUCAUAUCUACAUAACUCUUACAGAUGGGCUAUAGUGUUUUUACAGAUAUAGACAUAAGAUAAAAAUGAAUUCAAGAAUCUUUAUUUAUAUAAAGUCAUAAUAUAUAAUAUACAUAUUAUACAUACAUAUACAUUUUUUAGCCCCUUUGACUUUACAGUUGGAGUGAAACAUGUUCAUACCCACAAAAACAAUUUCAUUUUUCAAACAGCUUCUUUUUUCCCCUCUGUACUACGUAUAGAUGUGGUGUUUUUUCUAGCCUCAGGCCUAGUGCUGCUGCUCUGGACUUUCAAAGCCUUUUAAGGCUAGACGCAGUUGGUCAGCUCUUCCAACGGGCUUGGCCUCCACCCAUGAUGAUGUGAUAAGAAAGGCAGUUCCAUCCUCUUCUGACCCUCCUCCAAUCACACAGUCUUGUGUGCAUUCAAACACUGGCCAAUGACUGUUUUCUCCUAAAGUGUCUGAGUUUACAGUGUGUGUGAAGCUGCAUAAAUAGAGCCCUCGGGGACCGUAAUGUUACAUUCCGACUGUCUCCAAGCAAAAACAUAGACUUGUACACAAUGUGUUCCCCGAGGAAAAUAACCAGUGCUGGAUUAAGAUUACGCUGUAAAUGUAUCAGGAACCUGGAGCCAAGCAUGAAAAAGGCGACCAAGCCCACGGCCGCCACCUCCAGGACCUCAGCGGGCACUAAAGCCCCAGGCAGACCUGAGGGAAAUCGUAAUAUGGGCACAGGUGGCAAGAUGACGAACAAAACCCAGAGUUCAGCUCCAUUGUCUAAGCAGGCAAAGAGCAAUGAUGAUCUCCCAGCGGUGAGUGCAGGAAGUGGACCAGUAUCUGUUAGCAACAGUAACACUACUGCUAGAAACAAGAGAGGAAACUCCUCUCAGAACACCAGCAGCACUGAGACCAGGUCCAAGACCAGUUCAGGUCUUUCAGGAAGGCGUGCCUUGUCAUCCACAGUCAAGGAUCCAGGCACGACCCGAGAAAACUUGCGAGAACGUUCCAGAACUAGUGUUGCCAAAAAGCUUGCCGGACCCACCGAUGCCAUGCCUCAGAAGCGAUCGCGAUGCCGUACCGUAGCUGAGACUGAUUCUCAGCUGAGCAAAUCACGCUCAGACAGCCAGAGGAGCCAGAAAGCAGUGCUGGAGUGCCAAGUGAAGGACCUGCUGGGCUUAGCCAAAAGCAAAGACCUGGAGAUCCUCCAUCUCCGCUCUGAACUUAGAGGUAUGAGAGCCCAGCUUGGUCCGAAAGAAGAGCUUGAGGCCCCUGAUGCAGAACAAGCAUCUCAAGAGACCAAGCAGCCUCAGGAGAAAGAGAUUUCUUCUGUGAUCAGUGCCACAGAUGUGGAGUCCACUCUGCUCCUCCUUCAAGACCAGAACCAGGGCAUCCUUGAUGAGUUAAAUAUGCUGAAGAGUGAAAACCGGAUGCUGAAAGAUCGCCUCAAUGCUCUCGGCUUCUCUCUGGAGCAACGUCUAGACAGCCCUGACAAAGCUCUGCACUGCCCAUCCUUUAGUCCUGAGCCUGUAUCUGGUGGAGGCAGUGGAGGUCACAGCGAAAACAGCGGGGGUGGUAUGCAUGCAUCUUCUGCAGAAGGCUCUGCCCAAGGCUCUACCGAGGACCUGCUUUCAGAAACGAGACGUGUAGGCUCUUCUGAUGCACUGGACAGUGAGUGCAGUGAGGCCUACCAGCCGAUCACCUCCAGCGAUGAUGCUCUGGAUGCGCCCUCAGGUUGUGGAUCCUCUUCUGAAUCAGAAGGAGGGCCACCGAGCCGGGAACAUUCCCGCAGGGGCAGCAGCGGGAACACCAGUGAGGUUUCCGUGGCCUGCCUGACUGAGCGCAUCCAUCAAAUGGAGGAGAACCAGCACAGCACAGCAGAAGAACUCCAGGCCACUCUGCAGGAGCUUGCUGACCUGCAGCAGAUCACGCAAGAGCUGACCACAGAGAAUGAACGCCUAGGUGAGGAGCGUAGCAUUCUGGUCGAUUCCAUCUGUCAACAAGGGGAGCGUCUGGAACUGUACGGAAGACAACUGGACUACUUCCGAGGCCUUCUUGAUGAGCAUCGGGUGGCCUACGCCAAGGAUGAUGAAGAUGCCAAAAGCGGCCGAUACGUGGAGCUGGAAAGGUGCUACGCCGAGCUGAAUGAGGGCUCGCAUUUUGAGCGGGAGCAGCUGCUUGGCGUUCAGCAACAGCUAAGCAGUGCACUCAAGAUGGCAGAACAGGAGAACGCAGAAGCCCAAGGCCUGAUGGCGGCAUUGAAGGAGCGUGUCCAUGUGGCGGAGAGAGCUGUGGAAAUGGAGCGGAGGGAAAGGGCAGUCGCUAAAGCGGAGUUGGAAGCGCUGAGGGUGGUGUCCGAAGGGGAGCAGGUGGAGUUGAAUCGCUGCAGAAUCCAACUUGAGCAAGAGAGGCAGAGAGUGGCCCAGCUCCUCUCCAUCCACAAUGCAGGGGAUAAGACAGACAUACGCCACCUGCUGGACAGCGAGAGAUUAGACAAAGAGCGAGCAGAGGCCAAAGCAGCUCAGUUACAAGAAGAACUGGGGCACACGCGCAGUGAAGCUGCCCAGCUCCAAGAGGCAAUUAGCAAGCUGGAGGGUGAGUUCCGAGCGUUUCGUGACGAUGUCCAGGCACAGUUAGGAGAGCAGAAGCGGCUCCUGGAGCAGCAGUGCUCUGAGCUGGAGGAGAAGGACACAGAGAUCGCUGACAUGAAGGAGACCAUCUUUGAGCUGGAGGAUGAAGUCGAGCAGCAUCGUGCUGUCAAGCUUCAUGACAACCUCAUCAUUUCUGACCUGGAGAAUUCCAUCAAAAAGCUUCAUGAUCAGAAAUAUGACAUGGAGAAGGAGAUUAAGGUUCUUCACCGUAAAUUGCGGGAGGAAUCAGCCGAGUGGCGUCAGUUCCAAGCUGAUCUGCAAACAGCUGUCAUCAUCGCCAACGACAUCAAGACAGAAGCUCAGGAGGAGAUCGGAGACCUGCGGCGCCGCCUGCAGGAAGCACAAGAGAAAAAUGAGAAGAUGAACAAAGAGCUGGAUGAGCUAAAUAGCAGAAAGCAGGAAGAGGAGCGUGGCCGUGUGUAUAAUUAUAUGAACGCAGUAGAAAGAGACUUGGCUGCGCUGAGGCAGGGGAUGGGCCUGAGCCGACGUUCCUCCACUUCCUCUGAACCUUCACCCACUGUCAAAACACUCAUCAAGAGCUUCGACAGCGCCUCACAAGGUCCUGUUUCAGCCAGUCCUGCCGCUGCUGUUGCUGUUGCUGCCGCUAUUUCCAGAACGCCCCUCAGUCCCAGUCCCAUCAAAACCCCUCCAGCCGCUGCUGUCUCUCCUAUGCAGAGGCACACCAUCAGCCCAGCCAAACCUCUGUCAUCAAUGCUGGACAAGAGAGCAAGUUACACGGACCUGAGCAUACCAGACCACCUCCUCCGGACCUCACCUGUAACGCGCCCCAGCUGCAGCCUUCAGAGGGUGACAAACAUAGACUCGACUAAGUCUAUAUCAGUUUCUCGUAGGAGCAGUGAAGAGUUAAAGAGAGACUUGUCGGUAACAGACGCAUCAACACCAUCGUCAAUCAUCGCGCUAGGCUCAUCUUCUCCCCAGCUUUCUCUGUCAUCCAACUCCUCCUCACCAACCGCCUCCGUCACGCCUACCACACGAGGACGUUUACGAGAGGAACGGAAGGACCCUCUGUCUGCGUUAGCCAGGGAAUAUGGAGGAUCCAAGAGGAAUGCUCUGCUCAGGUGGUGCCAGAAGAAGACUGAGGGUUAUCAGAACAUUGACAUCACCAACUUCAGCAGCAGCUGGAAUGAUGGGAUGGCUUUCUGUGCCAUACUUCACACCUAUCUGCCGGCACAUAUCCCCUACCACGAACUUAACAACCAGGACAAGAGGCGAAAUUUCACUUUGGCCUUCCAGGCAGCAGAAAGUGUGGGAAUUAAAUCAACACUGGACAUUGGUGAAAUGGUGCACACAGAAAGACCCGACUGGCAGAGUGUCAUGACCUACGUGACGGCCAUCUAUAAGUAUUUCGAGACCUGAGAAUCUUCUUGAAUGGCUGCAGUCGGUUCACCUUCCUCGCUGUGGCCAAGAUGCUACAAAUUUCCCAAAUGCCUUAGCUGCGAAUGGAGGCCUUACUGUUUCCUCCAGUGUGUUCCCAGAAUCCUGUAUAGCUGCUGAAGCAGGCCAGAUCCUACUAAGCUUCUCUGAACAGCAGUGCUUUUGAAGAGAAGUGCGAAGUCGGUGGGAUCAUGAGCCAGCAAACUUCCUUUAAGAACAUUGCAACACUAAUUAAAGUGUAUUGUGCCGACCGAGCAACAAAAAUGUGUAUCUCUGAAUACGAUUGCCUUUGAAAGUUGCCUUGUUUUGUAGUUUUGUCAUAAGGAUGCCCUCUGUAUGCCAGUAUUGGUCUUAGAUUAUCAGUAUUUAUUCCAAAGAGUGACGCCACAACAGGCUUCGUUUUCUUUAGCCUGAAUAAGCUUAAAUCUGACUCGUUUAAUGUAUUUAAAACUUUUUUUUUUUUCAAAUAAAAAAAGACAGGGCUCCUUAAA